Papaver somniferum (opium poppy) is the source of this 2296-nucleotide messenger RNA. Its product is annotated as aldehyde oxidase GLOX1-like. The transcript is spliced from 3 exons. The record is from RefSeq and is a predicted model, not a curated record. Bases 985 to 2238 code for a protein of 417 amino acids. NCBI's taxonomy places the organism in Eukaryota, Viridiplantae, Streptophyta, Magnoliopsida, Ranunculales, Papaveraceae.
AAGCGUUGGCAGCAGGGUUAUUACUUGGUUUCAAAAAUAACCAACAAAUAGUUCCUAACUUCCUGUUGUGUCUUCUCCGAAAGGGUUAGUGUCUGUUUGAGGACCAGACGUGGUGCCUCUUCGCAACAGACUCCUGUCUCUUUCUACAGUCACCAUUUUCUCCUAUAAAAAUCUGAUUUGAUUUCUUAUUUCAGAGAUAUCAAAAAUUCUUGCUUCUGUUUUGUUAAGUUCAAGUGUCAAAGAGAUUACAUAUUCUGCACAAUUUAGUUUGCUGAGUCUUGAUUGUUUGAAGUGUUGCAUCAAUCAAGAAGGAGAUUGCUGUAUCCUGGGAGACGAACGCCAAUCAACCAUACAGCAUCAUUGUGGGGGCGUAAUCGUUUUAAGGACAUAGAGAAUAAUUUUCUAGCCUCAAUCCACUGUUUGCUAUUUCUAUUCCCUAAUUCUAUGUGUCCUUUUCUUUUCAAUUGUGUUAUUGAUUUGAAUGCUUGAAUUAUGUUGAAACUGUGUUUACCAUAUUCCCUGGAAUGUUUACGAAGUUGGGUAUUGAAUGAAAUACACCAACAUUGCAUUUGUGGCAAGCAUAGGGGAUGGAUUGAACUAACAACAAAACAUAGUUCUGUUGCAUAUAUGGUGUUUGUUAAAAUGCCACUGUGAAAUAGUUACAAUUUUAAAUAUCUUGUACUUGUAAUUUUGUUGUUUCUUACAUUAACAUGUCUCUUCUAAUUGCUACUUAGUAUAUUUUCUAACAAUCUUAAAACGAUUAUUCUUUAUGAAAUGUACUAAGUUAUCUUCUGCUUGGUUUUGUGAUCAUACAAAAGGAAGAGAACAAUGGCGUUGCGUAGUGGCCGCCAUGAACUCAAGGUGUACCAAGGAAAUCUCUCUAAAGCAAGGCAAAAGUUUUGACAAGGAUGAGCAUAGCAAUUGUUGCGAAAAGGUGAAACAGCUACUUGGGAAGUAUUCAAGGAAAGUAUUGGAAUUUCAGCAAUGCAUACUCAAUUGUUGCCAAAUGAUCGAGUUAUUAUAUUCGACAGAACAGAUUCUGGUGAAUCAAAAAUUUUAUUGCCAGAAGAAAGUUGUAGCGACUUUUCUCCUUUAAUCGAUUGUUCAGCUCACUCGGUCGAAUUAAACCUUUUGGAUCGAAGUGUUCGUCCACUUAAUCUCCUGACGGAUACUUGGUGCUCUUCGGGUGCAUUAGCAGCUGAUGGCCUGCUAAUUCAAAGCGGUGGAUCCAACACUGGUGAACUUGCUGUUCGAACUUUUCGGCCUUGCGCUAACUGUGAUUGGGUGGAGGAUCAAAAAGGGCUAGUUGUUCCUCGAUGGAAUGAUUAUCCAGUCAUGCCAGGCGGAGUUUCACGCAAUUAUCCCAGCACAGGUUCAUCUGUACUUCUUCCGCUGAAACUUGGUCUUAGCAACAGUACACCAGAUGCUGAAAUCUUCAUCUGCGGAGGGGCACCACCAAAUUCAUAUAUUACUGCGACCAAAGGAACAUUUUUGCCAGCUGCCAAAUCAUGCGGCCGUUUAAUGAUCACGGCGGAACAACCCCAACGGGUAAUGGAAGAAAUGCCGAUCGAAAGAGUUAUGGGUGAUAUGAUCCUGUUACCAACAGGUGAUGUCUUAAUCAUAAAUGGCGCCAAAAAAGGCACAGCUAGUUGGAAUUUAGGUAGGGAACCGGUUCUAAACCCUGUACUUUACAAACCGGAAUCGAGUAAAUAUGAGAUUAUGGAACCAUCGAAGACUCCUCGAAUGUAUCAUUCAACUGCUGUCUUGAUUACAGAUGGUAGAGUGCUAGUCGGGGGAAGUAAUCCUAACUCGAAUUACAACUCCACCGGGAUGUUUCCUACUGAAGUGAGUGUGGAGGUUUUCUCGCCUCCAUAUUUAAGGAGCGGUCCACGACCGCAAAUUAGCUGGGCAAAACCAGAAACUGAAUUGACCUAUAAGCAACCAAUAUCCAUUGGUUUUACUUCGAAAAAACCUUUUGAUAAGCUUUUCAAAAAGAAGAUUUAUCUAGAGAAUGUUUACGUAACGAUGGUUGCACCAUCAUUUAAUACACAUUCUUUCUCCAUGAAUCAAAGGAUGAUGGUGUUGGAAAUCGGACAAGUACGUCAACUCUCCGGUAAAAAUUACGUCAUCGACUGUUUUGCUCCGGGAACUCCUAAUAUUGCACCACCCGGCUAUUAUCUUCUUUUUGUGGUACACGAUGGGACUCCUAGUAAGGGAAGAUGGAUUCAUAUCAGUUAACAAUGUUACGUGUGAAAGAUUUGGCUAAUUUAUUCAUCUAACUACCUCAUUUGGUGCA